CUGAGACUCUGGUGCCUCAGACUGAGACAGUGAGCAAGGAACAAGUCCAGCAUGAGAAUAAUGAACAGGAUAAUAUGGCCGUUCUUGCUCCUGAAGAACUAGAGGAUUUCACAACAUUCGAUGAGGUUUACCACGAUUUUGAGUACAUGGGAUUGCAAUGUGAUCUUCUGAGAGGCAUUUUUGCUUAUGGUUUUAAGAAGCCUUCUGCAAGUCAGCAAAGGGGCAUUGUUCCUUUCUGCGAAGGCCUGGAUGUGAUUCAACAAGCUCAGCCUGGAACUGGAAAAAGAGCUACUUUCUGCUGCGGAAUUUUGGAGCAACUUAAUAUUGAUUUGGUCGAGUGCCAGGCUCUGGUUUUGGCACCUACCAGGGCCUCGGCACUGAAGACUGAGAAAGUUAUGCGAGCACUUGGCGACUAUCUUGGGCUGAGGGUUUAUGCUUGUGUCCGUGGCAGAACUCAUCAUGAGGGUCAACGCAUUCUUCACGCCGGUGUUCAUGUUGUUGUUGGCACUCCUGAUUGUGUAUUUGAAAUGUUGAGUAGCCAGAACCUAUACCCAGAUCACAUACAUAUGAUUGUAUUGGAUGAGGCUGGUGAAAUGCUUACCGGGAGCUUCAAUGAUGAGAUCCUUCACAUUUUCCAGCUUCUGCCAUCACCAGUUCAGGUUGGGGUGUUCUCUGCUACAAUGCCACCUGAAGCCCUUGAAGUCACAAGAAAGUUUAUGACCAAACCUGUGAAGAUCAUAGUAGAGCAUGAUGAGCUCACCCUUGAGGGUAUCAAGCAAUUUUAUGUCAAUGUUGAGGAAGAAGAAUGGAAGCUUGACACCGUUUGUGAGCUCCAUGAUUCCUUAUCCACCUACCCAACUGUCAUCUUUGUUGAUACAACUCAGAAGGUGGAGUGGCUUACCGACAGGAUGAGAAGCCUUGACUACCCCGUCUCUGCUAUCCAUGUUUACACGGACCUGAACACUCGCGACACAAUUCUGCACGAAUUUCGCACUGGCUCUUGCCAAGUUCUUAUCACCACAGAUCACUUGGCUCGGUGUAUCGAUGUGCAGCAAGCACGUGUUGUAGUAAAUUAUGAUUUGCCAAAUCAACCAGAAAACUAUCUUCAUCGUAUAGGAAGAAGUGGACGUUUCGGAAGUAAAAGUACUGUCAUCAACUUUAUGAUUAGGGAUGAAGAGAGAAAGGUGCUUGACAUUCAGAGGUUUUACACAUUGGUCAUUGAGGAGCUGCCUGCAGAUUUUGCUCAUCUCUUCUGA
Molecule: messenger RNA, 1256 nt
Organism: Prunus avium (sweet cherry)
Lineage: Eukaryota; Viridiplantae; Streptophyta; Magnoliopsida; Rosales; Rosaceae
Product: eukaryotic initiation factor 4A-7-like
Molecular function (GO): nucleic acid binding; ATP binding
Source: RefSeq, a predicted model, not a curated record